Molecule: messenger RNA, 363 nt
Organism: Dibothriocephalus latus
Lineage: Eukaryota; Metazoa; Platyhelminthes; Cestoda; Diphyllobothriidea; Diphyllobothriidae
Source: the annotation of a GenBank genome assembly
AUGCCGUCGGCGUUAGAAAGCGACUGGUGUGAGCCGUACAACAUUACCAAAUUUCUGUCGGAUAUAAACUACGGUAUCCAUAAUCUCGGUCGACCAUUCAACAUGGACUUCAAGGUUCACUUCAACCCACUCAAACUCGGCAGCCGGCCCGCUGAAUCUGACCACAGCCUAGAACAUCCAAGCAACGCAGUGCGCACCUUGGAACGUGAAGAGGUCGAGUGGAUCGUUAGAGGAUCGGAAGGUCGUUUACUAUCGCUUUUCAACUAUCUGCAUUCGAGAAGCGGUCUACGCUGGAUCCUGCUCGGACCUCUUGACGCUGUCUUGCCAUCGGCGUACAAUGGCGUAAGCUGGUGGGUGCCUUAA